Molecule: messenger RNA, 697 nt
Organism: Silurus meridionalis
Lineage: Eukaryota; Metazoa; Chordata; Actinopteri; Siluriformes; Siluridae
Product: hemoglobin embryonic subunit alpha-like
Exons: 4
Coding region: 38-595 (185 amino acids)
Biological process (GO): oxygen transport; hydrogen peroxide catabolic process
Cellular component (GO): blood microparticle; hemoglobin complex; haptoglobin-hemoglobin complex
Molecular function (GO): peroxidase activity; oxygen binding; iron ion binding
Source: RefSeq, a predicted model, not a curated record
UACUGAACCGUGGGCAGCAACAUUGGGGUUUCCAGAGAUGGCAGCGGCGUUGUACAAGUUUCCAAAUUUACCAAAGUACCUCUGGGUCCAUGGGUACACGACGAGACACCUGAGAGACAAAACAAGAGGGCAGUUACCGAAGUCUUCUUCCAACUCUGAAAACAUGAGUCUCUCUGCCAAGGACAAAGAAACCGUCAAAGCCUUCUGGGCUAAAGCAGCCCCAAAGGCUGAAGACAUCGGUGCUGAAACUCUGUACAGGAUGUUGACUGUUUACCCCCAGACAAAGACCUAUUUCUCUCACUGGAAAGACCUGAGCUAUGGCUCUGCCCAGGUGAGGAAGCACGGAAAGACUGUCUUGGGUGGUGUAGGAGAAGCUGUCAGCAAAAUCGACGACUUGACCAAUGGCUUGCUGAGCCUGAGUGAGCUGCACGCUUUCCAGCUGCGUGUUGACCCAGCUAACUUCAAGAUCCUGGGCCACAACUUGCUCGUUGUUCUGGCCGCCACAUUCCCUGAUGACUUUACUGCUGAGGUGCACGUGUCUAUGGAUAAGUUCCUUGCUGCCGUGGCCCUGGCUCUCUCUGAGAAGUACCGAUAAGCAGCUCUGCAGGCAGCUGAUGGACACGCGCGAUCUGUCUUUCACAGAUCCAGUUACAUGUCCUUGGUUGAUUUCAAUAAAUGCCUGCUUUAAAAAAAUAUA